AUGGCCCGCACAGCUGGUGAGAUGAACCCCUCUUCUCUUUUUCUCGGCACGCCAACUUACCCCCUGGUAGCAUCUACCGACAACAGCCCCUCCACUGAAGAGUUCCCAUACACCGACACAUACGACAAGGCCUACCUCGCCGACGCUUUCAGUAUGCAGCCCGACUACUCGCUCGACGAAUGGGUCGUUCCGGAUUUCUUUGACCGCCCGGCCGCGAGCAUCGAGUCCCCCAUCGGGUUUGCGACCAAAAGCCAGGCUAUGCUCACUGCGACGCUCCCCGUCGCCGCCGCCCCUGUAGCCCAGCCUCUGGAGUCGCUCUGGCAGAACAAAGCACCCUUCGGCCAGCUGAACAGCUUUGACACAUUCGCGCCGAACAACCUCCCAUUCGGCACCCUCGACACAAACACUUUCUCCCCCUCCCGCAAUACCUCGCCCACGCCCUCGCUUUGCGGUGACGGUUCCCAGGCUAGCUUUGAAGCCCAGCCUACUUCACCGACCACCUCUUUGAAACGCGAGUCGUCCCCCUCGGAGAACACCGAAGAGCCGGAACCCAAACGCGUAGCACGCAAGCGCGGCCGCCCUAGGAUCAACCGUAUCGAGUCUGACCCGACCAACGACACCUCUUACGCCGAUUCGCAAAAGUACCGCAACAGUCGGCGCCUCCCCCAUAACCAAGUCGAGCGCAAGUACCGCGAGGGUCUCAACUCGGAGCUCGAACGCCUCCGCCGCGCGGUCCCCACCCUCCCGCAGCGCGACUCUUCUGACCUAACCGGCCCGCCCAAGCCCAGCAAGGCGACCGUCCUCGCCAGCGCCAUCGACUACAUCAAGUUCAUGGAAGCCGAGCAUGAGAGACUGGCCGAGGAGAACGAGCGCCUUCGCGGUAUUCGACCCAUUCCGUCAGCAAACGCGAACCGGGGACCACGGAGCAAGCUCCAGAAUAUUGGCUGGAAUAAGAACCGCACCAAUUCUUCGACGUCGUCCGCAUCGCUCCAGUCCCUCCAAUGA
Messenger RNA from Mytilinidion resinicola, 1005 nucleotides. RefSeq lists its product as uncharacterized. The transcript has a single exon. The record is from RefSeq and is a predicted model, not a curated record. The coding region runs from base 1 to 1005 and encodes 334 amino acids. NCBI's taxonomy places the organism in Eukaryota, Fungi, Ascomycota, Dothideomycetes, Mytilinidiales, Mytilinidiaceae. Gene Ontology annotation, molecular function: protein dimerization activity.